AACUGGUCAUGAAGCUCUGUGAAUCUUCACCACGGAGUGCACUGUAGUGUUUAUGAGCUAACUUCUCACAGCGGACAGCGGGCGUGGCAACGCGGAACAGUACGUUUAAUCAAACCGCGUCUAACCAGCUAACUCAACCACACAUGUGUUCAAGGUGAUGACUCACCGGAAAGAAGAGAGUCGUUAAACGCACAGAACAUCGUGACAGUGGUUCUAAUCAACAUUCACACCGCGAAGUCCGCAUCUGGAUUCCAGUCGACGCGCUACAUUGUUUGCGACUUCGUUUCAUCCCAGAUAUUGCGUUUGAGAAGACCAGCUAUUACCUGUAUGGUAGGCCUACCUAGAUGACCCGAGGCAUGGUUCAUCAUUGAUUACCCCAUGUCAACAGACUAGACUACUAGAAGGAUAUGAAUGGGUUAUAUUUGUGUCUAUUAACGUUAAUUGGUUAAUGUCAGGUGGCAUGGACUGUUGGCUAGUGUAACUACGUUGCAAAGUGGAUUUUCUGAGAGAUUCAGCCACCGGAAUUGAAUAGCUUACUUUUAUUACUCCCACUUUAUUCGUAGCUUAGGCUGCGUGGUGUGCAUUCGGAACGCGACUCGGUGUCCAGUAAGAAGUGGAAAGCCUGUGUAGUAGAGUAUCUGGUACCUUCUUUUCGAUUGCGCAAGGUUCAGGUGUGCGCUUCAGUAUUGGGAAGCCAUGGGCUGCACGGUGAGCGCCGAGGACAAGCUGGCUGCCGAGCGAUCCAAAAUGAUCGACAAGAACCUUCGGGACGACGGAGAGAAGGCUGCGAGGGAGGUGAAACUGCUCUUGUUAGGUGCCGGGGAGUCGGGGAAGAGCACCAUCGUCAAGCAGAUGAAAAUUAUCCAUGAGGACGGCUACUCAGAAGACGAGUGCAAGCAGUACCGAGCUGUGGUGUACAGCAACACCAUCCAGUCCAUCAUGGCCAUCAUCAAAGCCAUGGGCAACCUGAAGAUCGACUACGGGGAGGCUGGCAGAGCGGACGAUGCCCGGCAGCUCUUUGCCCUGUCGGCGGCCGCUGAGGAGCAGGGCAUCCUGCCCGAGGACCUUGGCAACGUCAUGCGGAGGCUGUGGUCCGACGGCGGCGUGCAGAACUGCUUCACUCGCGCCCGAGAGUACCAGCUCAACGACUCUGCUGCAUACUACCUGAAUGACAUUGAGAGGAUAGCCAAGGCCGACUACAUUCCAACCCAGCAGGAUGUGCUCAGAACCAGAGUAAAGACCACUGGGAUUGUCGAGACCCACUUCACCUUCAAAGACCUACAUUUCAAGAUGUUUGAUGUCGGAGGACAGCGUUCCGAGAGGAAGAAGUGGAUCCACUGCUUUGAGGGCGUCACCGCGAUCAUCUUCUGCGUGGCCCUGAGCGCCUAUGACCUUGUGCUGGCAGAGGAUGAGGAGAUGAACCGCAUGCACGAAAGCAUGAAGCUCUUUGACUCCAUCUGCAACAACAAGUGGUUCACCGAGACCUCCAUCAUCCUCUUCCUCAACAAGAAGGACCUCUUCGAGGAGAAGAUCACCCACAGUGCUCUGUCCAUCUGCUUCCCUGAGUACACAGGAGCAAACAAGUAUGACGAAGCGGCCAGCUACAUCCAGACCAAGUUUGAGGACCUGAACAAGAAGAAGGACACCAAGGAGAUCUACACACACUUCACCUGCGCCACCGAUACCAAGAACGUCCAGUUUGUCUUUGACGCCGUCACUGAUGUCAUCAUCAAAAACAACCUCAAAGACUGUGGAUUGUUCUAGAUCAAUGUACACAUGGAUAGUCACUCACUCACUCACUCACUCACUCAUCCACCCACUCAUACACAUUGACCACUCGCACGCUCACGCUUGUCCACCCAGUCAGGACACACACCACAUUCUGUAGGUCCAGAAAAUGGCUUCUUUUGCUAAAUACAGGUGCAGGCUGUUUUUAGUCUCCUUGAUCAGCCAACGAGAAUGGCUUGCAUAGCAUGUAGGCUACAAAACCCUGCCUGAAAUAUUUGCAUAGUCACUCUGCCUUAGGUUUAAAACCUUGCCACAACCUUUGUCAUACUGUUGAACAGGCGGUCUCUGAAGAGCAGAGUUUUCAGCACAGAAGAAUCCCCAUAUCAUCAGGAACCACAAUGAACUACUGAGACAGAAUUCCAUCAAUCACUUAAUGACCACAUCUUUCACUGGAGCUUUCUUUCAUUGUUUUCUCCCACUUAAUUUGUUUUGUUCUGUGCAUCGGAUAUUUAAUUUUGAGGAGACGGAUACAAAUGUAUUUGUCUUUCAACCAUUUUUUUUUAAUACAGUAUUUCUUUUUAUCGCAAAAAAAAUAUAUCUAAAAAUGGAAAAAAGGAUCUUUUGUAUUUCAGCGUUCGUUUUCUUUAACUGAUGUGAAAAUUUUAUCUAGCUUAAUUGUGUAUAGUGCUUCUUUUGUAAUGGUAAAACAAACACCGAAAAAGACUGAUUGAAAAGUACAUGAAAAUGCUUUUUUAAGAAAUGUUUACAUUAAUUCCACACUCUUGGCUAAAAGUGUAUAUAUUCUACUGCAUGUUAACCUUAGAUCCGCAUUCAGCUCACAAGUAUCUCAAUCCCAUCCAAUGUUUUGUGUGAUUUCUAGAAAACAGAGCUAACAAACAACAAAAAAAUAUUCACAUGCACUGUACAUUUUGACCAAUAUUUAAAAUAUGUGUACCUAACAUGUCAAAUUUUCUUUCUUGUUGCAUUCCACUCUUAUUUUUGCUGUGUCUGUGCCUUGAAUAUGUUGACACCUGUCUGUAGAGGUUCAAGUUGUCUAUAAUGUAAAUUAGGACCAGUCUUUUGGAGGAAAAAGCUAAAUAUAGGGGGUUGUGUUGAUGAAAAAUGAUGCAAUGCUUAGCUUAAAAUUUGGGAGUUUCAAGAUGUUCUUACAGAUGCACAAUGAGACAAUGCAAAUAAAGAUUGAGUCCUUAGAAUA
Molecule: messenger RNA, 2944 nt
Organism: Clupea harengus (Atlantic herring)
Lineage: Eukaryota; Metazoa; Chordata; Actinopteri; Clupeiformes; Clupeidae
Gene: gnai2b
Product: G protein subunit alpha i2b
Biological process (GO): gamma-aminobutyric acid signaling pathway; G protein-coupled adenosine receptor signaling pathway; adenylate cyclase-inhibiting G protein-coupled receptor signaling pathway
Cellular component (GO): heterotrimeric G-protein complex; cytoplasm
Molecular function (GO): G protein-coupled receptor binding; G-protein beta/gamma-subunit complex binding; GTP binding
Source: RefSeq, a predicted model, not a curated record